This is a messenger RNA of Athalia rosae (coleseed sawfly), 1933 nucleotides long. RefSeq lists its product as uncharacterized. Lineage: Eukaryota; Metazoa; Arthropoda; Insecta; Hymenoptera; Athaliidae. The coding region runs from base 491 to 1861 and encodes 456 amino acids. The record is from RefSeq and is a predicted model, not a curated record. The transcript is spliced from 3 exons.
AAUUCAUAGAGCAAUCUCAUUUAUUCUCAUGUCAUCAUCGAUUGUUGAACUGUAAAUUUGAAGAAUUUCCAGCUAUAAUUACCUAUCAUGAACCGCGAUUUUGUAUAAAAAUAUUCGAGAACGUUUUCAAUAUUCAUAAUGUUGAGAGAAUUAUUGAUUUGUUUUCAUAUUUUAGGUCGCAACCGAUCAAAGCUAAUGAUGUUUUUUGAGUGAGAACGUAAAUGCCAUUUGAAUUUGUCGAAUUGUGCCGGUCAAUGGAUGUAGUUAUACAGUGAUAUCUGGUGGUGACCCAUGGCCGGUGCGGAAUCAACGAUUACAAGUGCCUAUUCUCAAGUGUAAACAAAGUAUACUUCACUGUCAGUUGCUUUUUUUAGUGAGCUCUGCGAUUGCCUUGGCUUGGUGAAAAUUAAACGUCAAGGAAUUUUCUUUAGUAUCAUGAGAGGUAUCAUGGAAUCUGGUGAAAAAAAAGGAGCAGAGCUAAUAAUUUACGAUGGGAGAUUCUGCGAAGCAUAACUCACGCUCAAAAGAACGCUCGCGUUCGCGUUCAGGACCAAGUAAGAAGAAAAAGUCUAAACGAGCUGCCAGUUCCUCAUCAAGUAGCUCUGACAACGGUUCGGAUGUUUCUGUCAAAAGGAAAACCUCCUGUUCCAAAGACAAAAGAAAGAAGUCAAGACGCUACAGUAGUAGCUCUUCAAGUAGCAGUUCAAGCUCGUCGAGCAGUUCCAGUUCAGAGCAUCGCAAGGACAGUCCUCAAAAAAAUACCAAAGCAUUCAAGAACUCCGAACCUGUUGUUGAACCAACGGAAUAUAAAAGUGGUAAUCGUGGAAGGAGUCAGGAAAGGUCGAGUCAUGACUGGAGAAAAACAAAUGAUGACAAUAGCCGAUCUACUAGCCGUCCUGAUAGAAGAAAUGAUCAUCUGCCGUCCAAAGAGUUCCAGGAUUACAACACAGAAAAAUUCAUUCAUCGUCAACGUAAUUCAUACCAAACAGACAGACGACCUAAUCGUUCUGGCAGUAGAGACAGGCGUCCAGAUCGAUCUGGAAAUUAUCGCAAUCAGAGAAAUAAUGCAGGUUUCAGAUCAAAUAUUAAUGAUCGUAAUUUUAGAGGUGCAAGGUACAACCGAGGAAGAUACGAUUUUGGUGAACAUAGAAGCAGGGGAGAUCAGCGAAACUUUAGAAAGACCGAAGACUAUAAAUUUUCAGGUUUUGAUGCUUCUAAGCAGUCUGAUGGUUAUGCUAAAAAAGAGGAUUAUGAAGAGCCUAUGAAACCUGUAAGAAAAAAUGAGGACCCACCAAAAAUUCAGCAGCACCAAUCAAGAGAUCAUAGUCUAUCGUCCAGCAAAACUGCAAAGAAAUCAAAGAAACGUAAAUCAAGAAGUAGUUCAUCCAGCAGUAGCAGCAGUAGUAGCAGCAGUAGCAGCAGUGAUGAUUCUAGAGCUGAGAGGAAGCGUAAGAAACGUAAAAAAAUUGCUCUAAAAAUUAAGAAAGCAGAGAAAAAACAAAGAAAGAAAGAGAAGAAAUUGAAAAAAAAGCUGAAAAAAAAUAAAUUAAAAAUCACAGCUAAAGAACAGAAGAUUGUAACACUGGAUGAGCCAUCUACAGAUAGACUGUUGAAAGAUAUACCUGUAAAAGUGACGGAACGGGCUAAGGCAAUGGCUCCUAUGACCAAGGAGCAAUGGGAAAAGAAGCAAAGCAUUAUUAGAAGAGUUUACGAUGAAGAAACUGGACGACAUAGGUUGAUCAAAGGCGAUGGUGAAGUAUUGGAGGAGAUAGUCAGCCGCGACCGUCAUAGGGAGAUAAACAGGCAGGCGACACGAGGAGAUGGAGAAUAUUUUCAGUCUCAACUAAGGCUUUCUAAGUGAUUAUGCUCAACAAGUGAAUAUUUAUUUUAAUAUCUAAACGAGAAAGUUAUGAAAUAAAAGGCAGACGACUCC